Messenger RNA from Microtus oregoni (creeping vole), 6286 nucleotides. RefSeq names its product pannexin 1 (gene Panx1). NCBI's taxonomy places the organism in Eukaryota, Metazoa, Chordata, Mammalia, Rodentia, Cricetidae. Gene Ontology annotation, biological process: monoatomic cation transport; positive regulation of interleukin-1 production. Gene Ontology annotation, molecular function: channel activity. The record is from RefSeq and is a predicted model, not a curated record. The transcript has 5 exons. Bases 452 to 1732 code for a protein of 426 amino acids.
UCGCGCAGGUUCCGGAAGAGCUCGGCUCCCAGAGCCGGGCGUGCAGUACAGCUGCGAGCUGCUGUGGCCACUGGGGCCAAGUGCUUUGUUCCCAGCUCCUUGUUGCCCUUGCGCGCGCAGAGAGGCCGAAGUCCUGGUGUCGCGCGCGCCUAGUGCGGCGAGGGCUGAGCACCGAGUGCGAUCACUGCAACCACGGCUCAGGAGCUCGUGCGCCCUGCGCAGCUUAGGGGCGGUCCCACGCAGCUGCUGCUCCCGUGCGGUCCCUACGAGGCGGUAGCCCCGAGGUUGCCUAGGCGGUGCGAUGCUGGGCCCGCCCGGGAGCCCGGGAAGGGAAAGCGGAAGCCGCGAGCCGGGCUGGUGACCGCGAGGACUCUGCGCCUCUCCACGGCUGCCGGCAGCACCCGCGCCUGUUCUCGGCUGUCAGUCCUGCGGCACCCGGCGCGCCGUAACCAUGGCCAUCGCUCACCUGGCCACGGAGUACGUGUUCUCGGACUUCUUGUUGAAGGAGCCCACCGAGCCCAAAUUCAAGGGGCUGCGGCUGGAGCUAGCGGUGGAUAAGAUGGUCACAUGCAUCGCCGUGGGUCUGCCUCUGCUGCUCAUCUCGCUGGCCUUCGCUCAGGAGAUCUCCAUCGGUACCCAGAUAAGCUGCUUCUCCCCAAGCUCUUUCUCCUGGCGACAGGCUUCCUUUGUGGAUUCCUACUGUUGGGCGGCUGUACAGCAGAAGAGUUCCCUGCAGAGCGAGUCUGGAAACCUCCCACUUUGGCUGCACAAGUUCUUCCCCUACAUCCUGCUGCUGUUCGCCAUACUCCUGUACCUGCCCACGCUGUUCUGGCGCUUCGCGGCAGCCCCACACCUCUGCUCAGAUCUGAAGUUCAUCAUGGAAGAACUCGACAAAGUCUACAACCGUGCCAUCAAGGCUGCCAAGAGCGCCCGGGACUUGGACCUGAGAGAUGGACCUGGACUGCCAGGAGUGAAUGAGAAUGUGGGGCAAAGUCUGUGGGAGAUCUCUGAAAGUCACUUCAAGUACCCAAUCGUGGAGCAGUACUUGAAGACGAAGAAGAACUCUAGUCAUUUGAUCGUGAAGUACAUUAGCUGCCGACUGGUGACACUGGCCGUCAUCCUGCUGGCGUGUGUCUACUUGAGCUAUUACUUCAGCCUCUCCUCACUGUCAGACGAGUUUCUGUGCAACAUCAAAUCGGGCAUCCUGAGCAAUGACAGCACCAUUCCCGACCGCCUCCAGUGCAAGCUCAUCGCCGUCGGCAUCUUCCAGCUGCUCAGCUUCAUCAACCUCAUCGUGUACGCCCUGCUGGCCCCCGUGGUCAUCUACACACUGUUCGUCCCGUUCCGGCAGAAGACAGAUGUUCUCAAGGUCUACGAGAUCCUGCCUACUUUCGAUGUUCUGCAUUUCAAGUCUGAAGGCUACAACGACUUGAGCCUCUACAACCUCUUUCUGGAAGAGAACAUAAGUGAGCUCAAAUCAUACAAGUGUCUUAAGGUGCUGGAGAACAUUAAAAGCAACGGGCAGGGCAUCGAUCCCAUGCUGCUCCUGACCAACCUAGGCAUGAUCAAGAUGGAUGUCUUUGAUGGAAAGACCCCCAUGUCCGCAGAGAUCAAGGGACAGGACCAGGGGAGCCGGAUGACGGAGUUCAAAGAUUUGGACCUGAGCAGCGACACUACAACCAAUAAUGGAGAGAAGAACUCUCGACAGAGACUUCUGAAUGCAUCCUGCUGAUGGUUUUGUUCUUGAGUUUCAAGUUUGUGGUUUCUGCGGCCAAAGCCCCGUUGUUGGGCCUGUAGCUAGUUGGCGGUAAAGUGUCUUUGUUAGUGAUGUGGUGUGUGUCUUACCAGUCCCCGAUAGACACAAUGGCCAAAGUGUCAUCUGUCACUGUGAAAGACGAGUGCCAUUGAAGAAAGGAUUAGGACUGUCCCACAAGACGAAAUAUGGAAAUGAGUAAUGGGCUCUGUCCGAGGUCCUCAUCAAAGGGCUGCUAAGAGCAUAGAGCCUUCUAGAGCCUUCUAGAGCCUUGAAGAAACGCCGUUCUGGACUGACAUGUUGCGAGACCUGGAGCUUCCGGAGAACAAGCACUCUGGGAGAUGUCUUGUUUUAUGAGAUGAUAAUAAACAUGGCAGGGUAUAAUUUAAUAAUGGCCUCUGUGUGCUCUUACUGACCGUUGAAGAAGGAAAGCACUCACUGGUCCGACCAGCAACCUUGGCCUGUGCACGGCAGCGCCCUAAGUUGGGUGUGACCUGGAGUCAUGGCCCCUGUACUGGCAGACUCUCCUGUCACUCGCCAGCCUCAGCUGAUUGUUGUCCUGUAACCUCUGCUCGCUGCUGUUUGCCCUCUGCAAGCACAGCAGGCUGAGGCCGUGCCGACUGAACCCAGCUGAGGAGGCAGAUUGUGUAUUGGUCAUGCUAUGGUGACUCUCGGAAGGCUUCAGAGACAGCCCAGUGGGAAAUCUGAAUUUAGAUGUACUGAUAGAUGUCGUCAGGGAUCUGAGACAGAACAGCGUUUCACGGAAGCACAGGGAGGGGCGCUUUGCCCAGUGUGAGCUGUGCACGGAGCUGAUGCGGUUGGAGACAGGUUGUUUAUAUUGGAGCACAACUUUUAAACUUGCAGAUUAAUUUAUAUAAUUGAGAUCAUUUGAGAAGAACAUUCUAGCAUUGUUAAGAAUUACAGAAUACAUUACACACACGUCAGGACGGAUGUAAGCACUGCUUUGUGAACAGGUUUAUUCUUUGCAACAUGGUCUCGCUCUGUAGCUCAGCCUGCUCUUGGAAUUGUGACAGUCUUCCUCGCUUGGCCUCCCAAGUGCCAGGCUCACAACUGUGCCACAGGGCCUGGCUUUAUAAACAGGCGUGUUGACUUGGAAUUCGGAAAAGGCCGUUCUCAUUCUGACCGUGUGAACAGGCUGUACGUUCUCACUUUGUCUGUAGACCUUCCCAUUUCUAACACCUUGUCUGUUGGAAGCCUUCAGGAAUCGCCCAGGGUACCUCUGGCCAGUCUUAGGGGCAGCUGUCUACCCUAUCUAAUUGCGUUUUGAUGAAGUCAGACAUUGCAUGAGUGGCUGUCUGCCUUCGGGAAUGUACAGAAAAGCAGAUUUGCUUAUGCUUCCGUGGCAGGGUCUGAGUUGGGAACUCAAGAGCGCACUGGGUAUUUGAAUGGUGCUGUUCCAUGGUGCUUCUUCCUGUUGAGUUAUGUGUGACGGGCGCCAUGGUAACUAAGGACUGAUUUGUACAUGUUUAUACUGCUGUGUUGGAGACAUUUCUUUACAGUCCUCUACAGUGUGUGUGUGGGGGGGGGGGGUGUUCUUUUUUUUUUUUUUUACUUUGAAAUGACCUUUGAAGUGUUUUUUUCUAGGCUAUGGAUUUUUUUUUUUUCAAAAAGCGUCAUCUUGUAGCAUAACGUGUACUUGAGGUAAUAAAGAAUGAUAUUUUAGGAGAUCGGGUACUCUCCGAGCCCAGCCACAUGUAGUCCUUUGGUCAAAUGUGUGCUUGGGUCCUUGGUCUCUGUUUAGUUUGCCCUCCCUUCUCUCUUGAGCUACAGUAGAACCCACGGCAUCCCAGGCAUCUGACUUGGUACUGACUGUGACAUAUACGGGCAGGCAGUCCUGUAUGGAGGGCGUCAGAGCCUAGCAACGCACAGUGAAGACAUGGGUAGGUAUAAGAGAUGAUAGAAUACCCACAGGAAGGACUUCCAGAAAGCAGAAGACCCUUUGUGGUGUUAAGAGGAGCCAUAUUGUCCGGUCCCCUUGCCUAUUCCCUGCCCUAAGUUCCAUAGCUGGUGGUUUCCAGGAGGCCGGUGACCAUCUUCAGCCGUAAAGCCUCUAGACGAAAGUUUAGACAGAACAGCAACUUGGUUUAAGCAGUUGAGCUGCAGCUGGCUUCUCUACUUUCCUUCCAGGACAUGGGGAGAAGCCCUGGGGCACGUGGUGCUGCUGCUGAAUUACAGCUCCAAGGAGCUGGUAUACUGAUGCCCAGCGGUGCACUUUGGCCUGGAGUUAGCAGCCCCUCUGCCCGCUGACUCGCUGGCUUUGAGCCCUUCUCUAGGGAUGAGGGGGCUGCUUUUGUCAGCACUUGUCCCUUUAUUACAGACAUAGCAGCUCCUAAAUGACCACUGUGGGCCACUGGCCUUGUUUUAAGUCUUAGUGGACUACGGAGGUUUCCAAACCAGACUUACAGUAGCGUGGCAGCCUGAGCAGCACAGAUCUUUCUGGAAACAGUGUUCUGGCACAUUUGCCAUUUUACCAAGGGGGCACACAGAGCUCUGCAGCGUAGAGGCCCUUCAGCUCUGGGUGGGGUGUUUAAAGUUACAACAGACCCAGAUCUUGUAGCUUGUCCUACUGAAGGGAACGUGCCUUGCCCUUGAGAAAGCUGCUGCCUUCAACCUGAGACUGGGCUGGAUGUUGGCUCAACUGAGUCAUGGUUGCGUACCUCUGAGAGAAUGUCUUUUUGUUAUUCCCCUUCACUUUCUAGACUCAAAGUGAAUCCGAGUGAGGUGGGCAGCCUCCAGCCUGGAGUGACUGAGUAUCUAGCAUUAAUCUCGUUUUCUCUGGAGUUCUUGCCCGUUGUGUGUCUCUGGAGUGCAGGCGGGGAACAUGGGACACCACAACAUACGGCUUACAUAACAUCACCCUGCUUCACAGUGGUGAUGUUAGGGACUGGAAACCCUGCCUUGUUUGGUGGUUCUGUAUUGCAUGUGUGUUUUAGCAUGUAUAAACACCUUUAUCAUGUAUCCAUUCCCACCCAAGACCUAGCUCCUGUGGCUUUGUUCUGUGAAAGACAGAUGGCUACACCUUUCAGGACACGCACACUGCUUGCUUUAAUCUGCUGUGUCGGAGCAGGACAAAUCUUCAAAGGUCCAGCGUUCGUGGCUGUUAAAACUAGCUCAAGCCAGCAGCCGAGCUCACCAGGCCCCUUGUUGAACGAGCAAGCAAGGGAAGAUAGUUUUUGGCAUCUCUGAUUUAAUGGGCGUGUGGUCCUCUGCAGGAGAGUGGAAAGGCUCUUUCCACUGACCUGAAGCAGCAGUGUGGCAGACAGACAGCCUUUCCCUGGAAACAUGGGUGAUUCUUAGCUUCUGAUGUGAAAUGAGUCAUGAUCACUCUCCGAGUUUAUUUAAAUUCAGAGUUGUCUUGCAGUGGCUAGGGAAGUGGGGGUUUUAAGAUGCUGGUCUCAGCGGUACAGAAUAAACCUCUUAAAGGAUCUGUGGCUGAAAAUGUGCCAUUACCAAUGAAUGUUUUGUCUUCAGGCACUGAGAUGAACGGCUCCUUGGGUGAUCAUUGGCAUUUCCGCCUUAUGUCUCAAAGGAACCACACCUCUUUGAAGGGAUUGACAAAUGCUAUUGUGUCAAAUGUGGAAUAUAAUAGAUGCUAAUUUGUAGUUCAUGUCCCUCCUGCAUUCAAUUAGAGCUAUUGUGUUUCUGGAUCUCUUUAGCUUUGGGUUACAUUGUCGCUGGAGCAUGUAGUUUUCAAUCAGUAAUUGUUCGUAGGUUCCUGAAAGGUACAAAGUUUCUUCUGUCUUAGGUACUUUUUUUUCCUUGCUCAACACAGGAGGAAACAGUAGGAUUCUGCAGUGUGACAGGCGUUCCCUAGGAAAACAUAGUCAGCUCCACUUUGUAACAAGCUGGCCUUUCUCAAAUGCCCUAACUGCAGUGUGAUGGGCGUUCACUACAGUGGCAUUCUGUGUAGAAGUUUCGGGGUGGUGAGGGAGGUUGUGAUAGGGUUUAUUUGUGUAGCCAGCCUGCAGAAUUUUUGGUGGAUGUUUUUGUUUUGUUUGUUGUUUUGUUUCUCUGUAUAGCCCUGGCCGUCCUGGAACUCUCUGUAUAGACCAGGCUAGCCUCAAACUUAGAGAUCCACUUAGUUCUGCCUCCCUAGUGCUGGGAUUAAACGUGUACCGUUGUGCUUGGCUAAGUUAAAUUUGUAAUGAUUAAAAUUUCUCUGAAGCCUUUCAAGAAAAAAUAUGUAUGUUCUUUUUGCUGUGUCAUUUGGUAAAAAUACUGAGCCUUUGAAGAACAACUUCAGGCAUUAAGUUCAUCUUCAAUUUUGUUCCACAAAGCCCAAAAACUGAGACCAGAUGAUGGCGUCAGAAAACAGCCUUGUGAAGACCACGUGGGACGCUCGCCCUACUGCUGAAGGCGGUGCUUCCGGGGAGGUGCUUGGCCACACUACGCUGACGCUGACGUUCAUCUAAAGGGGGUACAGAGCUCACAGUCAAGGCUGCUGUGUCUGCAGACAGUAGCAAAUGGUGCUUUAGUUCUGUGCUCUGAUGUUUCCCCAAAUAAAACUUUUCU